AUGAUAACAACAUCAACAAUAUCAACAGCUGUUGAUGUAACGCUUAAUUUGGUUAUUCCGGAUGAAACAAGUACCACAAUGGAACGGAAUAAACCGGAAAAGCACAAUGAGCAAUUCUUAUUUAUUGAUGAAAAUGAUAAAAAUGAAUUACAAUUGAGUAAUGAAUCAACAAUACCGGAUUGGACUGAAGUUAUGCAAAUAUCGGAAACAGUUAUUGAUAAUAAUAAUAGGUAUAAUAAAUCGGAUGAUGAAAGUUCAAAGAAAUCUGCAAAAGUGACAACAUCAUCGGAUGCAUCAACAUUUGAUUUUACAAAAAUUGAAACUUUAUUUUCAAACUCAACGGCAACAUCCAGUACUGAUAAGGCUGAAUGCGAUGAGAUAAAUGCAAAAGAUGAUGAUAAUGAUAAUGAUAAUGAUAAUGAUAAUAGAGAGGAAAGUAAUGUAUCGGAAGAAAAGAAGGAUAUAUAUUCAUUGAAUGGUGCCUUAUGCGAUAAGAAAAAAUCAUCGUCAUUAUAUGAUGAGAAAUCAAUAAAAAAUCGAUAUUUAAAUCGAUAUGAUCAGAAUAGUGGUAAAGAGAAAAAGCGAAAAAUUAAAGAAAUUAAUUCACGUGGUUCUUCAAUAAGUCCAUCAUUUCAACGAUCACUUACGCCAUCACUUGAUCCAAAAUUAUUGAAACAAUUUGAGGAAGAAGAUCGUCCCAAACGUGUACUACGUUCGUCUACUAUUGCAUCAACUAAUAAAAUAUUUCCAAUAAUGGGAAAUGUUUUAUAUUCAACACAAUUAAAUGAGGAAGUGAAACAAAAUCGAUCACAAUCGAAGGAUAUUAAUAAAGAAACUGAAUUACAUAGCAAACGUUUAAGGACUGAAAUAGAUGGAUUAUUGGAUAAUGAAUUGAUGGUGACAUUCGAUGAUCUGAGAAAUACGUCAGUACGACCACGUCAUUGGUCAGGAGCAAGUAGUAGUCGUGCUAGUACUUCCAGUGGUUCAAAUGAAUUUACCGUGAUAACAAAAAUGAGGAAAAGACGUGACUCAUCAUCACGAAAUCGAAGAAAUAAUUUUAAUUCAAAUUGGAAAUUAAUUGGUUUACCAUAUGAAAGUUCCGUCUACAUUGAUUAUUUCUUCCAUGAAAAUCAAUCGAUCAAACAAAUUUGCUAUCCACAAGCUGUACAUUCCAAGACCGGUGAUCUCCUGAGACUUCGUGAUUCUGUACGAGUAAAUUCUAUUGAUGGUGAACCAAAUUUUGCAUGUAUUUGUCGCUUAUUCAAUGAUUCAAAAACGGGAAUGCCUUUGGCAUCAGUAUUGUGGUACUAUACCCCGAUGCAAGUUAAAGCUGAUAAUUCAUUAAUUCCACCGGUAUUUGAACGGGAAUUACUUGCUUCAAAGCAUAUGGAUAUUAUACCGCUUGAUACAGUGGAUGAAAUUGUAUGGGUACUAACAUAUAAUGAAUAUGGCCGGUUUAUGGCUGAAACAAGAAAUGAUACAUAUCCACUUGCACAACGUGUAAGUGAGGAAGAUUUAUUAUGGAAGAAAGGUGAAGAUGAUUAUCCACGACGGAUCUAUCUUCCACGUGAUGAUACACCACUUGAAUUAGUCUAUUUUUGCCGUCGUAUCUAUGAUUGCAAACAACAAAAAGUUGAAACAAAAAAAUUGGCGGAAAAAAAUAAUCAAAUGAAGCGUCUUCGUCGUCAUCCGUGGAAAUAUCGAACAAAAAAACAGCGCUGA
This is a messenger RNA of Brugia pahangi, 1722 nucleotides long. Lineage: Eukaryota; Metazoa; Nematoda; Chromadorea; Rhabditida; Onchocercidae. The record is from the annotation of a GenBank genome assembly.